Molecule: messenger RNA, 1214 nt
Organism: Drosophila ananassae
Lineage: Eukaryota; Metazoa; Arthropoda; Insecta; Diptera; Drosophilidae
Product: probable palmitoyltransferase ZDHHC24
Exons: 2
Coding region: 110-952 (280 amino acids)
Biological process (GO): protein targeting to membrane; peptidyl-L-cysteine S-palmitoylation
Cellular component (GO): endoplasmic reticulum; Golgi apparatus
Molecular function (GO): protein-cysteine S-palmitoyltransferase activity
Source: RefSeq, a predicted model, not a curated record
CAACAUGAGUCGGGGUAUUAAAGUAGCUUUAGCCCACUGACAACCCGGUGAUCGGCCUUGUAUUUGUUUACUUUUUGCUGUGAAAUAGAGCGGUGGACAGGUACAGAUCAUGAGAAUCCGUAGAAAUCCACUGCCCCGCCGGCUGGUGGACAUUUUGUGCUUCCUUCUCAUUGGCAUCUUUCUGCCGGUGGUCUUCAUGUUCGAGAUUGUGGUGGUGCUUCCCAAUUUCCACGAUCCAGGUAGUUUCUUCCACACCCUGCACUUUUUGAUGGCCAUGUUCCUCGUCUUCAAUAUCAAGAGCAACAUGAUUGCCUGCAUGAUGAUCGAUACGAGUUGUGAUGUCAAGAAGAUAGAACCACCAGAGGAUCAUUCGGAUUGGCGAGAGUGCGACAUCUGCCAGAAAUUGGCCCCGCCCAGGUCUUGGCAUUGCAAGAUCUGUGGGGUUUGCGUCCUGAAGAGAGACCAUCAUUGCAUAUACACCGGCUGCUGCAUCGGUCACCGAAACCAUCGCUUCUUCAUGGGAUUCAUCUUCUACCUCUUUGUGGGAUCCGUGUACGCCCUGGUGUACAACUCUAUUUACCUGUGGGUGUUCCAGGCCCACAUCUACUGCCACUGGUUCACACUAUUCAAACUGCUCAACCCACUGUUCCUUCUUUUCACGGGGAACUUCUGGAGCAACAUGUACCUGAUCUUCUACGGCUUGAACAUCCUAGCCUUCUUGUAUGGCGUUCUUCUUUUGGCCUACCAUGUGCCCAUCAUUUUGCGAGGAGGAGUUUCCGCAGAUCGCACUUUGGCGAGCAAACACAGAUACGAUCGAGGAGUCCGCCAAAACCUUAGAAGCGUAUUUGGCAACCGCAUGCACUUGGCGUGGAUAUCGCCGCUAAUACGCAGCGACCUGCCGGAUGAUGGAUACCACUGGAAACCUACCAUCGAUGAGCAGGAGAAAGACUGAUUUAAAUUAGAGAAUAUUUUGGAGUAGCCCAAGGACAUCACCUACCUGGGUAUCCCAUAAAUAAGUACUGACACUCUUGACACCUUCGGUUGGAUGUUUAGCAACCUCAGGGUCGUAAAGUUGCAUCCAAUUCCGCCAUUGACAAUGGAGGCACCACCAUUCCACUCUACUUGGCUCUCGUCCAUGAUCAAAAUCAGGUUAAUAUAGAAGAUAAAAUCACCCUGCAUUAUAAAUACUUAAUAAAAACCAUUUUAAAUGUUGA